CUCGGCAAAAGGCAGAACAGAGAGCGUUUAACUGCAGUUUUUCACUGUUUUCAAAGAGAUAAUCCAGCAAAGCAAACGCAUGUCGUCUCAGACUUGGUCUUUUACAACAACCGAACCACUGUCUGUCGGAGCCAUCCUACAUACUUUCCUAAUCUAUCUCACUUGCUUUGCGCCAUAAGGUUCAACCAGUAAUCAAGAUAGAAAACUGGCUGCUGCUCCUAACUAAAACUAAAUACACGUCUCAACUAUUACGAUCCAGUCGUCUGAUCCCAUUAAGUUUUGGUAGGCGUUUAUAAGCAGUGAAAUAUUUUAUAGAGUGUGCAAUUUACCUGAUUCAUUAUACAAGAAAAAUUUAUUUUACAGACGCACAUGUAUCCAAACGUUUGAAUCUCGUUUAUCAUUAAUUAUGAAGCAACCUUUCAUAUAAAGUUCUCGAUUAAGAUAGACUCGUGUUGCAACUAAAAAAAUAAUCCGGUGAAAGUACUACACAAGUUUUUUUUAUUCCAAUGAUCCAAACAUACGAACCCAUAAUAAUAUCCACCAACGACUUUGGAAUGAUGCCCACGGGAUUCGCAGCACAUUCUGCGAUGACCUCGCGACAUUCUGGACAAGGGUUCUGUGAUAACGAUGCAGAAGAGGAUGGAAACUCAUCUACUGGUGAAAGUUCUUCAAAUAUCACAAUGGGAAAGAUAAAUAACAACAACAAGUCUUCCAACCACAAUAAGAAGGUGAAAGCAGCAAGCAGCUUGCCUCAAACCCCAGCAGCAUCACAAUCAAGUGCCUCCAGUCCAUCAGGCAUCCUCAUCCCUCCAGGUGUUGGCGUUGGUGGGAGACGGCAGGAAAAACCACCCUAUUCGUACAUUGCGUUGAUAGUUAUGGCCAUCAAAAGUUCACCAACAAAGCGACUAACUCUUAGUGAAAUUUAUCAAUUUCUUCAACACCGAUUCUCAUUCUUCCGGGGUCAAUAUCAGGGAUGGAAAAAUAGCGUUCGUCAUAAUUUAUCACUCAAUGAAUGCUUUAUAAAGCUGCCCAAAGGUCUCGGACGCCCAGGUAAAGGUCACUACUGGACUUUGGACCCCUCUUCGGAACACAUGUUUGAAGAAGGGAGUUUUCGGAGGAGGCCAAGAGGGUUUCGUCGAAAAUGUCAAACGCUGAAACCCUUCAAUUACUUUUCAAAUCCGCACAUGCCGAACUACAUGACAUCGGACGGAUCACCUGGAGGAGCAGUCACCCUAUUCAAUCACCAAUCUCACCACAACCAAUACGACUCCAUGGGGAGUGUUCCUUUUUCUUGUGGAAACUCGACCACAGUCUCCGUUGGUGGCGUGGCUCCAUGUGAACUCCCUCCUGCCACCAUCUCACCUUCGUCGUCGUCGGCCAUUGGAGUUGGGGUUGGCGUUAUUCAGAACAACCCCUUUGCCUUCAAUAAUAGCAACAGUAACAAUCAACAGCAUCAUCAGCAUCACCAUCAGGGCCUUAUGGGACAGCAACACAACAACAAUAGUGGAGGUGGAGGCAAUGAUAACAAUAAUCCUAGCUCAAUUUCUCACAUUUCCCAGUUCGUGUCUCCAUUUGAGACUAGUCCUGUAUAUACAAGCCAAUACAGCCCACCCCAAUAUCACCACCACCAUGAGCAUCAUUACACGGGAAGUCAUGUUAGUGGUUCCAUAAACAAUCCACACUACUCCCCCCUGGAUUUUGAUGAGGUGGGAGGUCCACAAGGAAAUGGGGGUAACAGCACUCCAGCAAGUGGUGAUGGUGAAAGUCCUCAGCAUCAGCUCUCACUGAACAAUACCAGCUACGGCGGAUUGGGAAGCAAUAAUAUCAGUGGGGAAGGAAGCAAUUAUGACUGUUCCUCAAUAACAAGUAACAAUAAUACUGCUUCUUCUUCCCCUUCAUCUUCUUCUGCUGCUGCUGUUGCGGGGAAUAACAAUGGGAGCCCUUCCAGUCAACCAAUUCCAGUCUCAUCCUCCACCAUAAUCUGUCCCAAUAUUAGUACAGGCACUGGAGGUCAUGUUUGGGGUUUGGCAUAUGGUGUUGGGGGUGGUUCAACCGUACCACAUUAUUACAACAGGAUUUCAGAUCGCGUAAUCGGGAGUGAAAGUCCCAUUCAGGGCCCGAAUGAGAAUAACUGCGGUGAAAUGGUGGGCUCCUCCGUCCACCUUCGUGGACUGCAUGCAUCGAAUUUUGUUGGACACCUUUCCGAGUCCCAAAUGACGAUUGCUGCUGGAGUACAUCUCAGAGCCCAUUUAUCCUCACCAAAUUCAUAUUGAAAACAAGCCAAGUCUCACAGUGCCUCCAUCUCAUCUCGCCUCCAUCCCUGAGACAUUUGUAGAGAAAUACUACGCCAAAAACCUGAUGCUGACUUUUAGAUCCAACCAUCAGGACACAACCGAUGAAAUGGAAAAUGGAACCUGCUUCUCUAUUAUAAUCAUAACUAGGAAAUACCAAUUAGUAAUUUAGCAAGAAUUAAAAUACCUCUAAAAUAAUUAGAAUUAAUAAUAUUUUAUCCAGUUGUACGUACCCUUUACUAGUCAGUACAAGACAUACAAUAGCUUUUUAAUUAAUUUUAUUUAGAUUAUGUUUUACGGUGGUAUUUUUCUCACAACCCUAUAAUCAAUAAUUUAUCAAUGCAAUUAAUUUUUAUUAUGAAUAUAAGUUUCUACAGCCUUCUUGAUAUUUGUUUCGUCAUACGUAUAGUAUUGUUAAGUAUUACAUAUUGUUAAGAUUCUUAAUUUAAGAACCUCCUCUCACAUACGUAAUUUUGUGUUGAUCAGCACAGUCAACAGUUAAUAAAAAAAAAUGUAAACUUGCA
This is a messenger RNA of Folsomia candida, 2815 nucleotides long. RefSeq names its product forkhead box protein biniou. The record is from RefSeq and is a predicted model, not a curated record. Gene Ontology annotation, molecular function: DNA-binding transcription factor activity, RNA polymerase II-specific; RNA polymerase II cis-regulatory region sequence-specific DNA binding. Bases 507 to 2273 code for a protein of 588 amino acids. Lineage: Eukaryota; Metazoa; Arthropoda; Collembola; Entomobryomorpha; Isotomidae. Gene Ontology annotation, biological process: regulation of transcription by RNA polymerase II; animal organ morphogenesis. Gene Ontology annotation, cellular component: nucleus. The transcript is spliced from 4 exons.